GUUCCGCAGGAGAUUGUCACUGAAACAAGAGUCUCCGAAAGACACCGAGUGCGAGAGGUGGGCGGGGAAUUGGAAUUGAAGGUUUAGUGAUGGGACAGCGGGAAGUGUGACAAGUUAUGGAGGUACGCCAGUAAGGCAGCUGCGGGUAAAGAUGCAAAAAGAGCGGUAAAGAAGAAGCAGGGCAAUAGCAGCGAUACCUACACAGUGAUCUACAGAAGAAGGAAAGCUGAGCGGAUCCGAAGGAUAGUCUAGAAUGCCGGGAAGCGCAUCCUGGAUUGUUAUUAAUUUGGUCUGAAGACAGAAAGAGUGGAUUGAACAAUCUGGUUGCCCAGCAUCUAACUGAUAUAAAGAGAUAUUCUUUAAAAAAAAAAAUCAGUUUGCCCACCUCCCCCCCCAAAAAAAAACACAUAUGGGAAUGUCUGCAAAGAGGACAUGACUGGCAGAUGGGUUUACUGUCAUAAUGUUGGGUCUUAGAAAUGUAGAACUCUGUUCAUUGGAGUCGCCUCUAACCAGAGCUGUAUCACAUCUGUACCCUGUGCUGCAUAUCUUUGGUGAGCUGGAAAAUGGUCAAGACCCAGGGCAACACUUGUGUUAUCUGGAUUUACAGCUUCCAUUGAUAGCCCUGGUAUCUGGGGAUAAGAAAGAAAACCAUUUGUCGGGAAGCAAUAUCAAGAGCACUGAGACCGGGGUGCUUGUCUUUGAUGCCUUAAACAAGGAUAUAAAGGAAAUCUCUGACUUAAGAGCACCUGUCAUGUUGGAUGGAAAGGAAAAAGUGGCCUCUGUUGAGGUGACCCAGUCUUCUGAGAAUGUGCUGCCUGAAGAAUCUAAACAAGAUUUAGAAAGAAAGCCUCAAAGAGUUUCACAAAUUCGAAUACGCAAGACCGUGCCGAAGCCAGACACCAACUUAACGCCAAUGGGUCUACCCAGGCCUAAAAGAAUUAAGAAAAAAGAAUUCAGUUUGGAAGAUAUAUACACAAACAAAAACUACAAGUCUCCCCCACCAGAUCGAAAACUGGAAACAAUAUUUGAGGAGCCGAAAGAAAGAAAUGGCAUUUUGGAAUGUAUUUCUCAACUUAAAAGGAAGCGUGUUUUGGAGUUUCGGAACUGUACAGUCCCCAGAGUAAAACGUCCAAGGGUCAAAGUAAAAGUUAUGAUGGGUUACAAGAGGGGCCGUAAAGCUGCCAUUGAAGGGGAACAGCUGGAUGCACUUCUUAAAAAGAAACUGAAUGAGUUGGAUCACUUUAUAAUAGAGCAGGAAGCCAUGGAAAGAAAAUUGGAGGAUGCUGGAAUAUUCUGUUUUGGACACUAUAACAAAAUUCACUCAUAAGAAGCUUAGAAAUAUAAGUCAGACCAGUGCUUCAUAAACCAGUUCUUUCUGGUCAUGAAUUUAUUAAGAAAUUUUUUCUGAGUAGAUUCAAUUUGAAAUCAGGGAAUGGUCUUGUGAGUUUGCAUUUCAUAUUACAAGUAGGUCCCAAAAAGGCAUGGAACUGUGACUGUGUGUGCGCCCUGGAUGAUGUUGAAGAUGCAAUGAUGUGUUACAGUGAAUUUGUACUUUUACCAUGGGGACAGUAUGAGCCACUGGCUUCCCUUUUUCUGAUUUAUUGGAUGCAGAUUUGAAUUUCUAACAAUAUCCUGUAAUGUUUUUUUAAUCCAAAGAGCUGCACUUGUACACUGUUGUGAAAAAGAGCGUCGUUGCACUUGUUUAAAUGGUCUUUACCAUAUUUAUAUUUUAAAAUAGCUCUUUUAAACCUGAUUAGAGUAAAAGUUGGAUUUGAAUCUUCACAAUGAAUGUAAAUAAGUUAAUGUACAAUGUGCUAGAGACUAUAUGGAGCAUGUUCCCAGGCCCUGAUGAGUGUAAAACUAACUUAAUAGCUACUUGAGAAGCAGAAUGAGCUGAAGAUGAGAUUUGUAGUUUGAAAUGUGGUGACAUGCUGGAUGGCUAGUUUUGCUUCCAACAUUUUGAGAAAACUUGACAGGCAGAUUAUUACUAAUAGCACUGCUGUGUGCUGCUUUUUAUUCAUUCUUGUUAUGGAAAUGUGGAGAAAGAACUCUGCAAAAUAAGCAAUUAAGCAUAUGCCCCAAGUCUGUUUUUAAUUUUGCUCCAUAUUUUCAAAGUGAAGGAAUUAAAUGUGUUAACAGUUCCCGUCCAUAAGAAUUCUUCACUGCAUUACUGUCUGUUUGUUGUUGAUUUUUUUUCUUUUCUUUCUUUUAGAGCUGUGCACUCCUCGGCUGGUGUCCAUGCAUGUGUGCUAGAGAGAUAAGGCGUGUUCUCUGAAGUGUAUUCUUUCUGUGAAUUUGAGGUGUCUGUUGUGUUUUUAAUUUAUACACUUAUAAUAAAUGUCAGUUGCUCUUUCAUAAUUUAAAUUAGCUGUGAUAAUUUAUAAAAAGAUUUGAUAAC
This is a messenger RNA of Xenopus laevis (African clawed frog), 2398 nucleotides long. It is a transcript of the gene prr14l.S, whose product is annotated as protein PRR14L. NCBI's taxonomy places the organism in Eukaryota, Metazoa, Chordata, Amphibia, Anura, Pipidae. The transcript has 6 exons. The record is from RefSeq and is a predicted model, not a curated record. Bases 461 to 1327 code for a protein of 288 amino acids.